AUGAAUGACGACGUCGUGUACGCGUCCAUUCUGACACGUAUGGGGCACUCGGAACUACAAGAACAGAUAAAUAAAGUGGUGGAGAAGGAGUUGACGUCACUUGACCUUCAUGUGCGUCAUGCGUCGUCGUCUUUAAUGGCAUUACGCCAGUUACAAGCAGCUGCGGGACAUUUGCGACCGAGUGGUGAUUGGCUGCCCAGGAUGUUAUCGAUACAAUUACAAAACAUUAUAGAUAUACAGUGUCAAUUCGAUACAAUGAUGAACGAUAUAGAGAUAAAUAGGAAGACAAAGAAGAGAAAGCGGCCAAUGAUGAGAAGGACAAUUGAGAAGAAGGACAAGGAUGAGAUUGUUAUUGGAGACGAAGAGAAAACCAGUUCUGUGGACAGAAAGAUGAAAGUUGAGAGAAUCGAGGAGGUGAAUAAUGAUGUUGUCGAGGUUGUGGAGAGAGACAAGAGUGAAGGGCAGGACAAUGAGGAGUCGAAUGUCGAGGAAUUGCAGAUAGAAUCAGUUGGUGAGAUGACAGAGAUGGAGAGAGCAAUGGAGUAUAGUGAAGAGGACAAUAAUGUUAAAAGUGAAACAGUUGACAUGCAGCAGGAGCAUGAUGACGAAACGAAUGUGAUGAGCUUAGAGAUAGUGACGGCUGAUGAGGGAAUGGCAGGAGUGGAGAAUGUGGAGCUGGAGAUUCCAGCGGGUUGUGGGGAUAAGAAGCUAGAUGAUAUGAAAAGUGAAAGUGACAAAUUGUUAAAUGGAUUAUUGAGCAGACCGCUCGAUGCAAUUGGGCAUAUGAAGGAUGAGCCGGUGACGUUUGAUGAUGUACAGGCUUUGUGUAACGACGAAGGACGCAUCUGUAAAAACGUUGAAGCAGCAACCAAAAUUAUGGAAUCUCCUCUCAAGUUGGAGGUAAAAGACUCGUUGGGCAUAAUUGCGGUCAAGUUGGAAGUGCCAGAAUUGACAGAGUUGGCGCUAGAGCUGGAAGUGCCCGAUUCCGAUACUGAUGACGAGUUCUCGCCGAUUCAAGAGUUAGUAGCUAAACUCCAGAAGGUGAAGGGUUCUACUCAGCUGGUCAGAUUUCCAGCGGCUGUGGAUCAACUGCGCACUUAUUUGUUUGAUCGUAAAUACCUGACCGUCACCGGCGAGGUAGACGGAUAUUUAUUUGCGCACAAGCACAUUACAGAUGAGGAAGCCAACGUGAUUGGACAUACGAUCGAGAAGAUUAUCUCCGUGGCCAUUAAUCUGCCAAAAAGGGCAACGAUCAAGUUUGCGUUGUACGACUUGCUUGCGACCGUUGAACAGCUCGAGCUUACGCUAGGUGAGCUGCCAGAGUUUUUACGCCUGUAA
Peronospora farinosa is the source of this 1338-nucleotide messenger RNA. The record is from the annotation of a GenBank genome assembly. Lineage: Eukaryota; Oomycota; Peronosporomycetes; Peronosporales; Peronosporaceae.